Messenger RNA from Mus caroli (Ryukyu mouse), 1534 nucleotides. It is a transcript of the gene Duoxa1, whose product is annotated as dual oxidase maturation factor 1. Gene Ontology annotation, biological process: protein transport. NCBI's taxonomy places the organism in Eukaryota, Metazoa, Chordata, Mammalia, Rodentia, Muridae. Gene Ontology annotation, cellular component: endoplasmic reticulum membrane. The record is from RefSeq and is a predicted model, not a curated record.
CAGUAGGGCGGAAUAGAAGCUAGCGCGGGACCCGCGUGAAAGGGGACCGGAGCAUGAAAGAUCAGACCUGUCGCCAAAGCAAGGUAUCCAUCUGUCCCCAAAACCUGACGUCUACGUCUGGACCCGGUUCCUGCCCUAUCCCCACGACCAGGAGCGUUGUGAGUGAGUGCCCAAAGACGAGCAGCGCCAGGUGCCAUGCGCACAGUAUCUGAAAGAGAGGAAGUAAAACUCGAAAGAAGUGAAAUUCCAAACGACAGAAGCAGAACUGAAGCCCUCUGGAGCUGCCAUCAACACCCCCACUCCGUGUACCCCAACCAAAAUGGCUGCUCUUGGACACACACUGCCCUUCUACACUGGCACCAAGCCAACCUUUCCAAUGGACACUACUCUGGCUGUCAUUAUCACCAUCUUCCUGACUGCACUGGUCACCUUCAUCAUUAUCCUGCCUGGCAUCCGUGGGAAGACGAGGCUGUUCUGGCUGCUUCGGGUGGUGACCAGCUUAUUCAUCGGGGCUGUGAUCCUGGCUGUGAACUUCAGUUCUGAGUGGUCUGUGGGCCAUGUCAACGCCAACACAACGUACAAAGCCUUCAGUCCCAAGUGGGUCAGUGUGGACGUGGGACUGCAGAUCGGGCUCGGCGGAGUCAACAUCACCCUCACAGGCACCCCAGUGCAGCAGCUGAAUGAAACCAUCAACUACAAUGAGGCAUUCGCAUGGCGCCUGGGCAGGAGCUAUGCAGAGGAGUACGUAAAGGCCCUGGAGAAGGGCCUUCCAGACCCAGUGCUAUACCUGGCUGAGAAGUUCACCCCUCGAAGCCCAUGUGGCCUGUACAACCAGUACCGCCUGGCAGGACACUAUGCCUCAGCCAUGCUGUGGGUGGCAUUCCUCUGCUGGCUGCUGGCCAAUGUGAUGUUGUCGAUGCCAGUGCUGGUUUAUGGUGGCCACAUGCUGUUGGCCACUGGUCUCUUCCAGCUGUUGGCCCUCUUCUUCUUCUCCAUGACCACAUCACUCAUAUCGCCCUGUCCCCUGCGCUUGGGCACUGCUGUGCUGCACACUCACCGUGGGCCUGCUUUCUGGAUCACGUUAGCCACAGGACUGCUGUGUAUUCUGCUUGGCCUGGUCAUGGCAGUGGCCCACAGGAUGCAGCCUCACAGACUGAAGGCUUUCUUCAACCAGAGUUCAGAGGACCCAGUGCUGGAGUGGGGCUCUGAAGAAGGGGGACUCUUGAGCCCCCACUACCAGUCCAUAGCUGAGAGUCCUGAGACCCAGGACAUUCCCAUGUCAGUGGCUUCCUCUGAGACAUGUUUUAAGGAGGAACACCCCAAAGAGUCCGACUGCUCCCUGUAACGCUCUUCUCCUGGUAGCCACUGAGUUUCCAGACGGCCUCCAGACAUUAUUGGAGCCCCACAAAACCUGCAGAACUGCGCAGGAAGUGGUUUCAGUUGUAUCAUGUUCAGUUGUAAUAUGUAUCCAACUUGUUGAUGUAACAGAAUAAUAGACACAGCCUACUAAUUCAAAAAAUAAAUGAACAAAAGU